CGCCCGGACGCUCUUAGCCUGCCUGUCCGACUUCCCCCUGUCCAGCCCUCGGUCCCUGAGCUGUGGCCCCGCUGCGGCCCGGCACCAUGGGCAGCGAGCAGAGCUCCGAGGCCGAGAGCCGACCCAACGAUCUGAACUCCUCAGUGGCUCCUUCUCCGGCCAAGCACAGAGCCAAGAUGGAUGAUAUUGUGGUCGUAGCCCAGGGCUCUCAGGCCUCACGCAACGUCAGCAAUGACCCGGAUGUCAUCAAGCUACAAGAGAUUCCGACCUUCCAGCCCCUUUUGAAAGGGCUUUUGAGCGGCCAGACUUCCCCAACAAAUACCAAGUUGGAGAAGCUGGAUUCUCAGCAGGUGCUGCAGCUCUGCCUCCGGUACCAGGACCACCUGCACCAGUGUGCGGAGGCCGUGGCUUUCGAUCAGAAUGCAUUGGUGAAACGAAUCAAAGAGAUGGAUUUGUCUGUAGAAACCCUCUUUAGUUUCAUGCAGGAACGUCAGAAGAGAUAUGCCAAGUACGCGGAGCAGAUCCAGAAAGUCAAUGAGAUGUCCGCCAUCCUGCGCCGCAUCCAGAUGGGCAUCGACCAGACGGUGCCGCUGAUGGAGCGGCUCAACAGCCUGCUGCCCGAAGCCGAGCGCCUGGAACCCUUCAGCGUGAAACCGGGCCACAAGCCCCAGCUCUAGGGCC
Messenger RNA from Ochotona princeps (American pika), 681 nucleotides. It is a transcript of the gene BORCS5, whose product is annotated as BLOC-1 related complex subunit 5. The coding region runs from base 87 to 677 and encodes 196 amino acids. The record is from RefSeq and is a predicted model, not a curated record. The transcript is spliced from 4 exons. Gene Ontology annotation, biological process: positive regulation of anterograde synaptic vesicle transport; lysosome localization; organelle transport along microtubule. Lineage: Eukaryota; Metazoa; Chordata; Mammalia; Lagomorpha; Ochotonidae. Gene Ontology annotation, cellular component: cytoplasmic side of lysosomal membrane; synaptic vesicle membrane; BORC complex.